AGAAUUUUGCUGAUGCUGACUCUGCACCCUUUUGGUGGCUCUGUUGACAAACAGUUUAGUGAACAUAACCUCUUUCCUUUCCUUCUCAUCCACUCAACCUCUGCUGUCACACAUACACACACACAGAUUCAGGCCGGAUGUACAUUUGAUCGCUACACCAAUCUUCCCAUUUUACAAUGCUAAUGAUGUCUCUAGUGUGAAGACAAAAUCUUUCUUUUACUUUAAUUACAAGGACAACCUUCUAGAUGUUUAUGACCAAUAGCCUCCAGAGGGUCCAUUUACUUCUUGAAUUAAAUCAUAAUGUCUUAAAAUGUCUUGAUAAUGAAUUACAAAAUAGUAAUUACAGUAGGCAAAGGUUAACUAAUUUUGCAGGGGAAAGAAUGUUGUUACACCAGUGGUAGACAGACACGCAUGCUAUAUUAAACUGUUUUUUUUUAAACACUGCUGUAAUACCAGUGGUAGCCACAGCGUUCAGCCUGCCGGCUUAAUUAACCACACCUGGUGGCGCAUUGAUGGCUGGGCUCCCCAGUCCCCAAAGACAGCCAACGGCCCAUUUCAAGUUGAACGUAAAUAGCAAACAUCACCAUAAAUUCACUCCAGAUUAAUUUAGGUCUACCAUAUAGAUUAACAACAACAAUGUCGACCGAGACUUCAGAGGAAGCUAAAGUUCAGGAUGACCAAACCCAAAGAGUUGUGGCUGCAUCGGCGGCGGCAGCAGCAAGUGACGCCGUCCGUAUCCAGAUCUGCACCACCGGACAAACGAGCGUCCACCAACCUCCCGUAUUUACGACUGCACGACCCACACCUGUUCGCCACAGCAUUGUCGGCAGCACAGGUCAAAGGUUGGUUAGUGUUGUCCCACAGGCAUCCUCCUCGUCAGUACUGGUGGUAGCUAAAGUGCCAACCUCAGGGUUAUGUGCAACUGGGCAGCCUUUGCAUUUGACCAGACCAUCCUCUGCAACUGCUGUAAGUAUUAAGACUCCUGCCCCUGGAAGGAUAGUGGUGAUGGCUGUUCCAAAGGCCACAGUUCCCCAACCUCUAGCUCCCCGUCCACCACAGACAUCCUCCACGCAGCUUCCAGCAAAUUUUCAGAUCCCACCAGGCAUGGUGCUGAUCCGUAGCGACAGCGGUCAGCUCAUGUUGGUAUCACAGCAGACACUGGCCCAGGCUCAGGGCCAGCAGGCGCAGAAGGCCAUCAGUGUCCCAGCACCAAGAUUACCAGCCUCCAGAUUACCAUCACCAAUGGUCACGACAGCACCAGCUAAAAAGCCUGAUAAGCUUAUGGUGAUCAGAGUUUCCGCUCCACCGACCGCCGGAACCUCAACAUCAGCAGCCGUAGCCGGCAUGAUGAAGACAACCGUGCUGAACAGGGAAGCUCCCAAACCGGUGGUAGUCCAGACACUCAACACUGUGAUCGGUCAGGGUGCUCAGCCUCGCAGCCAGGCAGGGAUCAAACCAGCCCCCAGCAGCAACCAGCCAAUGUUCACCAUUACACAGGAGACUCUGGAGAAUGUGAAAAAGUGCAAGAACUUCCUGGUGACUCUGAUCAAGCUUGCGUCCAGCGGCAGCCAGUCCCCUGACAUGGCCACCAACGUCAAGGCCCUUGUGCGCUCCCUGCUCGAUGGAAGCCUUGAACCCGAGGAGUUCACAAAUAAGCUGUAUGUGCAGCUGAAGUCUACUCCCCAGCCAUACCUGGUGCCUUUCCUCAAGAAAAGUCUCCCGGCAGUCCGUCACCUGACCGCAGACCCCCAGCACUUCAUCCAGCAGGCGGGCCAGCCCAAGCCACAGCUAGCCACCCCCUCCAAGCCCCCUCUGGCUCCUCCCUCAGCCGCUCCAAAGCCAUCUGGUACCCUCACAGGAAUCAGGCCCACCCUGAAACAUGUGGUCCUGAACAAAUAUCCCACCGGAGGAGUUCCAGCUGGACCUACAGCCACCGGCCCCAGUACCUUGCUGAGAACGGGUUCAUCUGAGGGCAGUAGGACCACACAAAGAGGCGUGGUUGUUCUGUCAGGACAACAUCAAGGCGCUUUUUCUUUUAAAAGGCCUUCAGUUCCACAACAACAACCCACCUCUAAAUAUGCUUUCAAGGAAACUUCUUACAAGGAAGACGACGACAUCAAUGACGUGGCCUCCAUGGCCGGGGUCAACCUGAAGGAGGAGAGCGUGAGGAUCCUUGCCGGAGGCGGCAUCGUGAUUGGCUCCGUGGUGCGCUCCUGCCCGGACACGCCCUUCCUGUACACCGGGGCACUGCACGCCCGCAUCCUCCGCACAGGUGCUACGUUGUCCUGUCCAGGAGAAUCCCUGGGGGUGAGCGAGGCCAGGCCGGAGGUGGUCACUCUGGUGUCCAACGCCACUCAGGAGUUCCUGCGGGACCUACUUGAGAAGCUUUCCUUGGUGGCAGAGCACCGCAAGAAUUCAGUUAAGGAGGAUCAACGCCAUACACAGGUGACGGACGUCCGUGCUCAGCUCCACUUCCUGGAACAAGUGGAGGUUUUAAAGAGGCGACGACAGGAAGAGGAGCUGAGGGAGACUCUGCUGCGUCUGGCUCGGCGGCGCUCCAACUGUGAGGAUCCAGAGCAGCAGCAACUGCGGCAGAGGGCCAAAGAGAUGCAGCAGGCCGAGCAGGCUCUGCUGCAGCACAGAGAGGCUAACCUCACAGCCCUGGCUGCCAUCGGGCCCCGCAAGAGGAGGCCCCUGGACUCUACAGGAAGUGUGGUGUCCGUAUUGGCCAAGAGUGUGGUGACGAGGGUGACAAUGAGGGACUUGCUGUUGGUCAUGGAGGAAGAUCGCCGAAUGCGACACUCCCUGACCCUGUACAAGGCUCUAAUGAGAUAAUCCCUUCUGUAACUUUAGUUACUUUUUCAGAAGUUUGGUUGUCCACUUUUUUUACUUUAAUUGAUCUGUUCUUUGCAGUGUGCACUGCAAUAUUUAUUUAUAUAUUAACUAUUUAUUUAUUUCAAAUUUUGUACUAUGACAAAAAAAUACACUUUGUGUUUAACUGUAUUUAUUGUGCCAAAAUAAGGCGUUGAUUUAUGUUUGUAUGAUGGCCUUGUCUGUUGAUUGACAUGUGGUAGUUAUUAUUAAGUUAGAGGAGAUAUUAACCUGCACCUCCAUUAAAAAAAUAAAUAAAAAAAAGAGGAACUGUGUGUCUGGUGUGGGGGGAAGGCCUGAGGCCUUUAACAGGAACUAAACAUGGACAAACGUAAUUGAUCUCACAAACUACUCUUAAGCAUAGGCAUCACUAUGGGAUAAAAAAUUGAUCAUUUGUGUCUUCAAAAUGGCUUAUGGGGCUAAAUGCUGGAGUCAAUUUGAAUUGAGAAUACUUUGCUGGGUUCGUUCGAUGACCAAAAUACCCUGUUUCUAGCAAAUGCUUGGAUACGGCUAAAGUACAAUAGCACUUUAGCUUUAUUUAUAUGAAUGACUUCUACAUAUGUUUAUGUUCCCAUUUGCUCUGAUGAACUGAGGGCAUGGGAAAAGCAAUAAGGUUUAUGUCUUGCAUUUCAAGUAGCAUUUUAUUAUUCCACUUUGCGGGCAGACAGACGCAAGCUUAUUUUGCUGAAACUUAUUUCUAAAAACUGAAAGAUGGCCAAAACACAUUUGUUCAAUGUAUUUUUUACAAAUUCAGGCCAGAUCUGAAGUUACUUGCCUAAUAGGGUUCAACAUUCACUUUGAUUCAAUAAAGCAGGGUGGAUGCACAUCAUUCUUUAUGUGCACUAAAAAUGCACUAAAUGUAAAAAUGGUUUGUAUUAUAAUAUUAGUCUUACAAAUUUCCGUGGCAAAGAAUACAGUCGGUUGAAUAUUGAAAACCAAUACAGUCGUUGAAUAAUGAAAACUUUCUUUACUAGUCAUGCCUCAUUAAUUCUCAUUGAGAGUAAUCCUGCAGUUUUAAUCUGGGAGAAAAACCAACUGUGGGGUUGGUGGGA
Molecule: messenger RNA, 3923 nt
Organism: Gadus chalcogrammus (walleye pollock)
Lineage: Eukaryota; Metazoa; Chordata; Actinopteri; Gadiformes; Gadidae
Gene: taf4b
Product: TAF4B RNA polymerase II, TATA box binding protein (TBP)-associated factor
Exons: 16
Coding region: 637-2835 (732 amino acids)
Biological process (GO): transcription initiation at RNA polymerase II promoter; DNA-templated transcription
Cellular component (GO): transcription factor TFIID complex
Molecular function (GO): protein heterodimerization activity; RNA polymerase II general transcription initiation factor activity; DNA binding
Source: RefSeq, a predicted model, not a curated record